Prunus armeniaca (apricot) is the source of this 1395-nucleotide messenger RNA. The record is from the annotation of a GenBank genome assembly. NCBI's taxonomy places the organism in Eukaryota, Viridiplantae, Streptophyta, Magnoliopsida, Rosales, Rosaceae.
AUGCAGAGCUUCAAAGCAGCUUCAACAAACCCAGAAUUGUAUUCCCACUCUUCCUUCUAUUUCAGAGGAGACGACACUAACCGAAACCAAACGCGUUUUACGGAUCUUGGAGAGCUUGAACAGUCCGCUACUGUCUUCCCUCACGAUGAUGCUGUUGAUUUAAUCCCAAGCUCAAUGUUCAGUUUAAAAGCAAACAAUGUUGCUGUUGUACCUAAUAACUUGCACUAUGGGGCCUUGAACACGAGCACUGGGUGUUUGGACAUAGGCUCAACAAUAACCGGGACAGGAGGAGGCUGUGUAGAGACAGGGCAUCACCAAUACAUGUACCACCAGCAGAAAGGGACGACGUCGUCGGGAAACGGACACUUUGAGAAUUGGGGUGAUUCAGCCAUGGCUGACAACAGCCAGCAGACUGAUGAUACCUCCACAGACGUUGACACCGAUGAUAAAACCCAACUUCAUGGAGUUCCGCAUGGAGCACUAACAGUAGUGGAUUCAAUGGAACAGCCCAGGGAAAGAAGUGGAGAUCAAAAGACACUGCGUAGGCUGGCCCAGAAUCGAGAAGCAGCAAGGAAGAGUCGUCUAAGGAAGAAAGCAUAUGUCCAGCAGCUGGAAAAUAGUCGACUUAGGCUUUCACAACUAGAGCAAGAGCUUCAGCGAGCACGGCAGCAGGGUAUGUUUAUUGCAACUGGACUUUCUGGGGAUAAUGGUCAUUCAAUGGCAGGAAAUGGGGCCUUAGCAUUUGACUUGGAGUAUGCGCGCUGGCUUGACGAACAUCAACGACUGAUACAUGAUAUGCGAUCAGCUGUGAAUUCCCAUACGGGUGAUAACGAAUUGCGGAUCCUUGUUGAUAGCGUAAUGACCCAUUAUGAUGAAAUAUUCAGGUUAAAGAGCAUUGCUGCAAAGGCUGAUGUAUUUCACAUGCUUUCUGGCAUGUGGAAAACACCUGCAGAAAGGUGCUUUAUGUGGUUGGGUGGAUUCCGUUCGUCUGAACUUCUCAAGAUACUUGGGAACCAGCUUGAACCUUUGACAGAUCAACAGUUGAUGGGCAUAUGUAAUCUGCAGCAAUCCUCCCAACAGGCUGAAGAUGCCUUGUCACAAGGGAUGGAAGCUUUGCAACAAUCUCUUGUAGACACACUUUCCUCAGGUACUCAUGGACCUACUGGUUCUGGCAAUGUUGCAGACUACAUGGGCCAAAUGGCAAUUGCUAUGGGCAAGCUUGCCACACUUGAGAACUUCCUUCACCAGGCUGACCUUUUGAGACAGCAAACACUACAACAAAUGCAUCGUAUUCUGACCACUCGUCAAGCAGCUCGUGCCCUCCUCGUCAUCAGUGACUACUUCUCUCGUCUCCGAGCACUCAGUUCAUUAUGGUUGGCACGUCCUAGGGACUAA